UUCACUUUGUCUGUGACGGUCAGGUGUCGACGCUGAUUCGCUUAUCCAUUAGCGGGGCUCUCGGCGGACAGCACGCGCGGCGUUUCACUCUCGCGUGGCAUUCAACAUUUCCUCUCUCUCUCUCGUGCUGAGGAUACUAGGACAGUGAUGGAUGCUGUUCGCGGGUAAAGAGCAAAAAGUCUGAAUUCAUGGGUGGCGAGACACAGGUUUAAGCAGUCAGAGAGGAUACAGACCUGCCUUCGGGAAACACACGCAGAGGUUUGCCUGAAUAAGUGGCCAUGCUGUUCUCUUCGUUCAUUUGUGCUGUGGGGUUCUCCCUCCUGUCACUCCUGCUGUUUCAGUGCCCCGCCCAUGCCUGUCCUCCCCGCUGUGAGUGUGCGGUGCCCACCCGCUCUGUUUCAUGCCAUCGACGACGGCUGGCACAGGUGCCUGAGGGCAUCCCUAUAGAGACAAGGGCGUUGGACCUGAGUAAAAACCGUCUACGCAUUGUUACGCCGCAGAACUUCUCUUCACUGCUUCUGCUGGAGGAGCUGGAUCUCAGCAACAACCUGUUGUCCUCCGUGGAGCCCAAUAGUUUCCGUGCCCAACCGCGUCUUCGGGUCCUCCGACUGCGCAGUAACCAGCUGACGUUAUUGCCUCGUGGUGCGCUGGCUGGCCUCAGUGAGCUCACCCUGCUGGAUGUAAGUCAGAACCGCCUUGUUAUACUGCUGGACUACGGGUUUGAGGAGCAGAGGAGGCUGCGUGUGUUAGAGCUAAGUGAUAAUGAAUUGGUGUUUAUUGCCCCACGGGCGUUUAGCGGCCUGGCAUCGCUGCGAUCCCUUACACUGCAACGCUGCAACUUGAGCACGGUACCCACGCAUGCUCUCGCGCACCUGCACGGCCUGACCGUCUUGCGUUUGCGGGACCUGGGAAUUGCCGAGCUUCAGCCGCAUGCCUUCAAGGGUCUUCAACGACUCAAACAUCUAGAGGUGGACCGCUGGCCUCUGUUGGAGGGGUUUCCCACCUCAGCCCUGCAGGGGCUGAACCUCAGCACGCUGUCUGUUACGCACACCAACCUAUCAUCCGUGCCGGUCGUAACGCACCUGUCAUACCUGACGCAUCUAAAUCUGUCUUACAGCCGUAUACGGGUACUGCCAGCAGGAUGGCUGCGGGGAAUGGACAGGCUGGAGGUUGUACGAGUGCGACAGUCUAACCUGCUCAGCGUGGAGCCACAGGCCUUUCAAGGAGCCUCCUCGCUGCGCCUUCUGGACCUCUCGUACAACCGCCUGUCCACACUCGAAAGAGGUGUUUUUCCUGCUUCCGAGUCGCUGCAGAGUCUCCUGGUUGGUCAGAAUCCGUUAGUGUGCGACUGUCGCCUGCGCUGGCUGCUGGAGAGGAAUCCGCUUCUGCUGUACGGGGAUCUUCAACCUGAAUGUAGUGCGCCUGCCCCCUUAGCUGGGAAACUCCUAAGGGACCUGGCGGAAAAUCUAAUCUCUCGUUAUGUAAUCUGCACCAAACCCAGGGUCGUCUCCAUGGCAACAUAUCCGGCACAGGCGGAAGAAGGACAGAGAGCUUGGCUGUACUGCAGUGCGGAGGGGGCACCACCUCCCUCGGUUUCAUGGCUGACACCACUUAGGCGACACAUUACAACGAAGACUACAGGCAGAGUCGUCGUCCACACCAACGGCUCACUUGAAUUCCGCAUGGCAGAGCCGCAGGAUAGCGGCAUGUACGUGUGCGUGGCGUCCAACCCGGCCGGAAACGCUACCCUGUCCGUAACGCUCGCGGUGAAAACCUCGGGAAUCAGAGACAGAGCCUUUUAUGCCAACCACAGCUUCAUUUUUGACCCCGACUACAACAACUCACUGACUAAUGGCACCGAAGAGUUCACCAUCAGGGUGGUGUUGGACUUCACCACCAUCCUGGUCUCCACGGCAAUGGGCUGCCUCAGCUUCCUGGGCGUCGUGUUGUUCUGUUUCCUGUUGUUGUUUGCGUGGAGCCGAGGCAAAGGGAAGCACAGGGGGAGUGUGGACAUCCAGUACGUCCCACGAAAGAGGAAAGGAGCGAACUCGGAACUCACAGAAACAAGCGGGCCCAGACGAGUCAACAUGAAGAUGAUCUAAACUGUUUACAUGACCGAAGACUUCACAGGAUUGCAUGGUCAAGUGUGUGUGUUUGUUAAACUUGUGAGUCUUCGGGUCUCUGUGCUGCAAACGAAGCAAACGGAUGUAUAAUCAUGAAAGUUUACACGUUGUAUCCCAACGGAAACAAAAGAAAGAUAAAGAAACCAAAACGUAUUAUGCGCGUCUUCUGCGAUGCUUUGUCAGUGGAAAGCAUUAUUUGGACAGUGCAGACGUGUGUACGUUUCACUUGUUGUACAUAUUUCAUAUUUGUGGGAAAGAAUGGUAUAUUUAUAUAUAUAUAUACACAUACAUAUAUCUCUAUUUACAGAUACGUUACGAUUACGUUUCAAAACGCUGCAAAAACUCAAGUUGUCUUCCCCAAUAAGCAAAGUAUCUACUGGAUAAAGCCCCGGCAGUGCUGUGUUGUGAAGUGUUUGGUUUUGCUCAGAAUUGCUGUUCUCCUGGGACGUCCUCUCGAUGGCAGAACCUCUGGUGGAACCGGGGAGAUUCUGCCGUUUUGUUGUAAAGAUGUUAAAAUGCAAGAAGAUGUUUGACAUGGUGUGGGUUCCCGGGGCUGUAUUUGUGACUCAGUGGAAGUCUGUGGAACUGUGUGAAGAUGUUCUUUUAUUUCUUAUGUUCUGUCAAAUGCUGCUCCAAUGUUUUUACAUACUAAAUAUCUGUUUAUAUUUUCCAAAGAAAAUAAAUAUAAAUCAUACAGCUUGAUAAGUGUUACUGUCAUCUCAAAUCUUAUUCUUGUCCGUCUCAAGUGUUCCCAGUUGGACAAAACCCUACCCAAUAGAUGUGUACCUUAUAUUUUAAAGCAAAUCAGCAAGCAAUAGCUGUCAUCUAGGUUAAAUAUAGACCCGAUAUAAUCCUGCUGUUAGUAAACCAGAUCAAGCUUGAAUUUGGUAACAUUAUGUUUUUCCCAAAAUAACAUGUGAGAUGUAUGAUAUUGCAUCAUGUACACAAAGUCAAAAGUGAUUACAAGGUGUUUAGUUUCUAAUUUAUUUUUUAUUUUAUUUAUUUUUGGGCUAUGGUCAUGUAUGGUCAACAGACAUCUAUUAAAGGUCCGUUUUUCCUGUGCUUUUAAAGCUUUGAUUGUGUUUACAGUGCACAAUAUAACGUGUGUUCAUGGUUUUUUAUGUAUAAAAACCGCAGUAUUUUUCACAAAAUGUACUUAUCUUUAUAGCGCUGUUUUCACUGUCCUCAAAACGGGCUGAUGUCUUCCUUGUACUAUGAGGUCCCUCCUUCAGAAAUACGUAACGAAUUCUGAUUGUGUAGUUUGUUUAGUGUGUUGUGAUUCCACAGCAGCUUAGCUUAGCCAGAGCUGGCGACUGACGUAUUCCUGUGGGCGGAGUUUUAUGCUGCAUUUACUGUGGGCUUACAUCAGAUGCGAGUUCAACGAUUUGCGCGAGUAGAUUACAUACAAAGUCAAUGCAAAGACGCGAUCAGACGCGUCCUCGCGUGGGGCGAUGCGAAUGACGCGACAUGGGCGGCACGUUUGCCGUGAAAACACACGCUAUUCGCCUCAAACGCGUCUUCGCCCAAGUUAAAAACAUUCAACCCGAGCGAAAAAUUCGCAUGACACGAAGUUAAAUCCCGCGAGUAAUCUAGAGCGAUCAACGCGAUGCGAUUGCACGCUUCGCUUUUGGUGUAAACCCACAGUUACACCAGCCGCGGUAGAGGUGGCAAGCACGGGUGAUUUACAUGUUAAGUCAAUGCAAAGAUGCGAUUAGGCAUCCUGUGGCGCGGUACGUGCGGUAGGCGCGGUACAUGCGGUAGGCACUGCGCGUUCUGAGCGAAUUGCCCGUUGCUGCGGGAAACGCGCAAGUUGAAAAAUCUGAACUUCGCGUAUUUCCGCACCGCGUUAACUAAUCAGGACCUUGCUGUAGUAGUGACGUGAUUUCACCCGCGGCUUUCACACGCGAAUGAAGCGAGUAAACUCAAAUGUUCAAGCGUCCAAAUACACGCGAAUAUCGCGUUUUUGCCGCCUCUACCGCGGCU
Messenger RNA from Misgurnus anguillicaudatus (oriental weatherfish), 4106 nucleotides. It is a transcript of the gene lingo2b, whose product is annotated as leucine rich repeat and Ig domain containing 2b. Gene Ontology annotation, cellular component: plasma membrane. The record is from RefSeq and is a predicted model, not a curated record. Gene Ontology annotation, molecular function: protein binding. Lineage: Eukaryota; Metazoa; Chordata; Actinopteri; Cypriniformes; Cobitidae.